Penicillium cinerascens is the source of this 4275-nucleotide messenger RNA. RefSeq names its product multidrug resistance-associated protein. Bases 1 to 4275 code for a protein of 1424 amino acids. Lineage: Eukaryota; Fungi; Ascomycota; Eurotiomycetes; Eurotiales; Aspergillaceae. Gene Ontology annotation, biological process: transmembrane transport. Gene Ontology annotation, cellular component: membrane. The record is from RefSeq and is a predicted model, not a curated record. Gene Ontology annotation, molecular function: ATP binding; ATP hydrolysis activity; ABC-type transporter activity. The transcript has 10 exons.
AUGCCCUCAGGCUGCUCGGUUGAGGCGGGCAAUGGUUUCGGCCCUGUGAUGAAUCCUGCGUGCCGCGAUGGCUUUGAUUUCACCCUUCUGUUCGAGCAGGCCAUAUUCGGCCUCGUUCCUGCGGUCGCAUUUCUCAUGAUUUCUCCUGUUCGACUACAAAUUCUCGCUAAACGCGAUGUCCGAAUCCAAUUUAAUAUAUUGAGAUCUGCAAAGCUGAUAACUACCUUAGCGUUUGCAGCGAUUCAACUCGCUUUGCUUAUUAGCUGGGCACAGAACGUUACGCCCCAUACAAACGUCUCCGUGGCAUCUGGCGCGGUCAAUCUGGCAGUUGCAAUGGAGAUUUUAAUUUUAUCGUGGAUGGAGGAUGAGCGAUCAGUCAAACCGUCAUCACUCCUCGCCAUCUAUCUUUUCCUCACGCUACUCUUCGAUAUUGUGCAAACCAGAACUCUUUGGUUGUCUCGCGCUGGAAGUGUCAUUCCCAGCCUAUUUACGGCUAAUGUGGCUGCAAAGACGACGAUGCUGCUUCUGGAGAGUUUGGGGAAGCAGAAGUACCUCACUGGUACGUAUCGUGAUCUACCACCAGAGUCAACGAGUGGUAUCUUGAACCGGUCCUUCAUGUGGUGGUUGAAUCGUCUUUUUCAUGCUGGUUUCCGAUCUUUGCUCACUGUGGGGGAUCUGGAUGUUCUGGAUAAGCCUCUGGAGUCUUCGGGCGCGGCCGAGAAGGCGCUGCGAGCUUGGGUCGAACGCCAACGCCCAGCACGCCGCUUCGAAUUCCCAGUGCAGAUGUGCCGGGCUCUCAAGGGCUCAUUGGCACUAGUGGUAUUUCCUCGAUUGUGUUUGAUAGGGUUUACUUUUGCGCAACCCUUCCUGAUCACUUCCAUGCUCAACUGGCUUGAUGAUCCACAUGCCGCGAUGAACGAUGGCUACGGCCUUAUCGGUGUCACUAUUCUCAUAUACCUAGGCAUGGCUCUUUCCACACUGUCUUAUAACCACAUGCUGAAUCGGUUCACGACAAUUUUCCGAGGGGCCACUUCGUCGAUGAUCUAUGACCAUGCGCUGCGUAUCCCCGAUGGGACACUGGAGGAUCGUUCGGCCACAAUUACUCUUAUGACCACAGACAUUGACCGGAUUAUCGCUUGCCUAGUGACUUUAAAUGAAUGCUGGGCUCGUACCAUCGAGGUUGUGAUUGGCAUUUCGCUGCUUGCUCUUCGUAUAGGAUGGGUUUGUCUGAUGCCAUUGAUUAUCGUGAUCAUAUCUAGUGUAGGGAGUACAUAUAUUUCGAAGAAUAUUGGGGGGCAGCAGAAAGUAUGGGUUGAUGCUGUUCAACAGCGCAUCGCAAUCACCCGUUCAAUGCUGGGUGAUCUCCAAACUGUUAAACGGAUGGGGUUGAGUCACACUUUUCUUCAUCUCAUACAGAACGAACGAGUCCAAGAAACCCAUCAAAUGGCCAAAUAUCGAUGGAGUGUCGUUUGGCAAAACAUGAUCCAGAACCUACCAUGGGCAUUAGCACCAGCCUUGACCUUCGCAGUCUACGCUGGUCAAGGAAAGGAACUUGAUGUUAUCAAGGCCCUGAGCAGUUUAUCAGUCAUAACACUUCUCACUGACCCGGCCUCUAAGCUGCUUAGUGCGGUCCCUUCCACGGCGGCAGCUACGGGAUGCUUCGAUAGAAUCCAAGCAUUUCUCAUGGUGCCGACUGGUCAGCUUAAGCCAGAUACCACUUCUAGUACCACGGAAGAAGCUUACAUACACACGAACGAUAGCUCUGGUGAGCUGCAGCCUAUAUCAUUGUUGAACCGCGGCAUUGCCGAUCGCAUAUUCCCCGUCAUAUCUAUGGAACGAGUCAAUAUCCGCCCAGUUCCAUCGGCAAAGAUAGUACUACGGGAUAUCAGUCUUCAAGUCACAGCAGGAGAACUAGUAAUUAUUCGGGGACCAGUGGGAUCCGGGAAAACCACACUGCUUCGGGCAAUACUUGGCCAAGCAGUUUGCGAGAAAGGGGUGACUACAGUGAAAAUUCAAAACCCGGCCUUUUGCGCGCAAAUCCCUUGGAUCCCGAAGGGGACCAUCCGAGACGCAAUUUGUGGGGUAACCUCUACUGGACCAUUAACCACUCCAACUAUUGAUUACGAGUGGUAUGCGGACGUUCUUCAUGCAUGUGCUUUGCUUCCAGACCUGGAAUUGUUUGCCGAGGGUGAUGCCACGCAAAUCGGCAAUGGAUCCGGGAAUCAGUUCAGCGGCGGUCAAAUGAGUCGGAUUUCCCUUGCACGGGCUGUGUAUGCUCGUAGGAAACUUAUGUUGUUGGAUGAUGUACUCAGUGCACUAGACCUGAAAACAAAAGCUGUCAUCAUGGAGCGUCUUUUCGGAGUUGACGGACUGCUGCGAAGAACAAUUUCGACCGUUGUGUUGGUGACUCACGACAUUGAACAUCUAUCUUAUGCGGACAAGGUUCUGGUUCUUUCGGACGGGAAUCUUUACCGGGAAGAGGCCCGCGAGGAAACCGUAUACCAAGCUUUGCUACCGGACGCUGCAGCAGAUGAGGGCUUAGAGGAAAGCCCAGCAUUGACAAUGAAAGACAAAGCAACCGAGAUAUCUAAAGCGAAUGAUAUGAAUGAUCUCAGAAGAGCAACGGGAGAUUCGGCUGUUUAUAGGUACUAUUUGCGCUACAUUGGCUGGACGAAGGCUAUGAUCUUUGUUUUCUUCGUGACUAUUAAUGUCUUCUCCAGUACAUACAGCCAGAUCUGGCUGGAGCAGUGGGCUAACCGCGGCGGAGGUCAUAAGCCGCUCUAUGUCACUAUAUACUUCAUCCUCGCGAUUUGCAACACGAUCGGGAAUGGUGGCUACAUUUGGGCGACACCGGAAUUCCUUGCAACAGUUGAAACUGGGUCAAUAUUGAACCGAUUCAGCCAAGACAUGACCCUCAUAGAAAGUCAAUUGCCUAUCGGCGUGUUGAUCACUGUCUCAAAUCUCUUCUCGUCAAUUGCUAGCGCUGCACUCAUUGCUACGGGAUCGAAAUACGUGGCUAUCUCCCUUCCUUUCCUGAUACUUGCUGUCUUUUUGCUACAGCAUGUUUAUCUAAAAACUUCACGACAGCUUCGACUUCUGGAUCUGGAAAGCAAAAGCCCACUGUACUCUCAUUUUCUUGAUACAGUCGACGGCCUUGCUACAAUUCAAGCAUUUGGAUGGGAAGAAGACUUCCAGAACAAGAAUUCAAGACUAUUAGAUGUCACUCAACGCACGUACUAUAUGCUGAAUUGCAUCCAACGCUGGCUUAAUCUGGUCCUGGACCUGAUUGUUGCCGCACAAGCGAUUAUUGUCGUUAGCCUAGUGGUAUCUUUGAGGCAAAGGACUAGUGUGGGAUUACUUGGUGUCUCACUAAACAGCAUCCUCUCAUUCAACGGAAGUCUCUCAUCUUUAAUAUCGGGCUGGACCCAACUCGAGAUAUCACUUGGUUCAAUCUCACGAGUCAGGGAUUUUGAAAUGGAGGUUAUCCGCGAAGUGACAAGCGGAAAAACGGAACCACCUAGUGAUUGGCCAGCCUGGGGCGCAAUUCAUGUCUCGGGAGUUAAUGCACAGUACCAUUCGAAAGCUAUUGCUCUGAAGAAUUUCUCUCUCAUGGCUUCUCCUGGUCAAAGGAUUGGCAUUUGUGGGCGCACUGGGAGUGGAAAGAGCUCUCUAUUAUCCGCAAUUUUGGGCAUGCUCAACAUUACGAAUGGAUCAAUUCUGAUCGACAACGUUGAUCUUGCUACCCUUCCACCUGAAAUGGUCAGAGAAAGGCUCGUCACCAUUCCCCAGGAUCCAUUCAUCAUGGUGGGCUGUACAGUCAGGUUGAACACAGACCCCACUGGAAAACUCCCCGAUGCAGAUAUCAUCGCGGCCCUAGACCGAGUAGGGAUCUGGAAGGGCGUGUUGGACGACAGGGGUGGACUGGAGGCUGAGAUAACUGAUACUCUAUCUCUAUCGAGGGGCCAACAACAAUUGCUGGAGAUUGCCCGUGCGAUACUGAAGAUAGAAGCAAGCCAUGCCAAAAUCCUGCUUAUCGACGAAGCAACUAGCGGUGUCGACAUGGAAACGGACGCUCGUGUUCAGGCCCUUCUGGAACGUGAGCCGUUUCAUUCAUGCACGGUUCUCACCGUGGCACACCGUGUCCACACACUCAUGGAUUAUGAUUUAGUCUUCGUUCUCGAUCAGGGAAAGGUGAUAGAGACUGGUAGACCUAGGGAACUUGCUGGCCAGAAAGAUAGUGCCUUUAGCAGCCUUCUUAACAGCCAGCCACGUUGA